Molecule: messenger RNA, 1313 nt
Organism: Heteronotia binoei (common prickly gecko)
Lineage: Eukaryota; Metazoa; Chordata; Lepidosauria; Squamata; Gekkonidae
Product: dnaJ homolog subfamily B member 6-like
Exons: 9
Coding region: 102-1259 (385 amino acids)
Biological process (GO): protein refolding; positive regulation of proteasomal ubiquitin-dependent protein catabolic process
Cellular component (GO): cytosol; endoplasmic reticulum membrane
Molecular function (GO): Hsp70 protein binding; ATPase activator activity
Source: RefSeq, a predicted model, not a curated record
GGAGAGCUCCUACUGUCCUUCCCAAUGUCCAGGAUAGCCAGAGGCAGAAAUUGGGGCUCUCACAGAUUUACAACUGGUCUCUGCACAGAAUAAACAGCACCAUGGUCGAUUACUACCAAGCACUGGGCAUCCCACAAAUCGCCUCUUCAGAUGACAUUAAAAAAGCGUACAGAAAAAAUGCACUGAAGUGGCACCCAGAUAAAAACCCGGGGAAUAAGGAAUAUGCUGAGAAGAGGUUCAAGGAGAUAGCAGAAGCAUACGAAGUGCUGUCAGACAAUUAUAAACGUGAUCUGUAUGACCUCUAUGGCAUCGAAGGACUUAUAGACGCAAGUACAGGAACUGAUCAUUAUCAGAGCACAGGGGGGACUCCUGACUUCACAUUCACCUUUCGUGAUGCAGACGAGGUCUUCAAGGAAGUCUUUGGAGAACAAGGUCCUUCCACAGAGUUCUUUGAUGAUUUUUCUCCAAUUAUAGAUCAGGAUGACAGCAUGUCUCAGUUGGUCAUGCCCGGAGAUGUCACCUACUCUUAUUGUUCCUAUACUUCCCCGGGACAGACAGACUUCUACACUACCUUUGGACCUGGUGCUGAAAUGGGAAUUGGCUUCCAUUCUGUCUCUACAACUACCAAGUACAUCAAUGGCAAGCGGAUAACUACCAGGAGAAUUCUCGAGAAUGGUCAGGAGACAGUGGAGAUUGAUGAGGAUGGGGAGCUCAAAGUCGCUGAAAUGCAUGACCUUGGCAACAACAUGAAGGCCAGAGUGGAACGGAUCAGCCUGGAGCAGCCGGAGGUCCUGAGCUCUGCCACUGACAUCCUAGCUCCACAACGCUCACAGAGUAUUGAGUCUGUUAUUGCCCACCCCGAGGAGGUUGACAGGGACCUGCAUAGGGCCAUGGCCUACAGUCUGCCUGAGAGGGAGAAUGUGGGGCAGCAUCUAGUUAACUCCCAUAACCCAAAGAAGAGACGAGGCAGCACUCGGCGGGCACACAAAAGAAUACUGGGACCCAAUGAGGAAGUAGGUGGUCGUUUGGUCUCUCACACCAUGGCCAUCAGAGCUAAAAGUCCAGGUGGAGGAGACAACAAAAAGGAGACAGAGGACAAGAUGGUUGAAGGACCAAAGUCAGGAGGCAACACAGAAGCACUGAGGAGUCAGCUUGUGUGUCAGGAGAAUGACUCUGCUCCUAGAGACAUCCAGUAUGUCAUUCCUGAGAUAGUUCCUACACGCAGAGAUAGGGAAUCUGUCAUGUGUGUCAUUCUCUGAGCCCCAAAAUGCAACACAAGAACAAUGAGUGUCCAAUAAAGGUCACAGCCUGGC